ACUCCAUACAACACCACACGCCGAAAAGCAAAGCCCAAGACACUUUUGUGCCGAGUCAUUCGCGGAUUUCGCUCGAGCCAGCCAGUUAGUUACCUUCACUCCGAGGCAGGAGCUCCACUGUUCAUAUCCACACUUCCUCCAUCCAGCGGAGGAAGUAUCGAUCGAGCUUUCACCAACACUCUGCACCUUAGAGACAAUGGCAGCCACGUUCGUUCCGACACCCACCCUCUCAGCUGGCGAGCCGAGUCCCAGUAGCAGCACCGGCGGCGGGGAGGCGCGCGCCGCACCCAUCACGGCCUCGCGAUUUGCACAGCGUCGACUUCGUGUCGUGACGGAGCCCAAGCACAGCAACAAGAUGCACCGCACGCGCACACUGAGCGAGCUGAUCCUUCUGUCACCACGCAGCAGUCCGCGCAUUACGCCUCGCCACAAGCGCUUCGACAUGGACAUCGAAGUUUCGAGUUUCUUCGCUGAGGGCGAGGGUCUCGUGGAUCUCAUGGGCAGCAGCAGAAACUUGCGGAGACUGAGCGAACGCCAUUCGACUAUUGACGAGGAGACGGCAGCUCCUGUCGCUUCAAGGAACAGAUUCUUCCCCACUAGCAACGAACCAGAUAAUCAACAGCACGAAGAGAUGGAUGUGGAUGAAGGACAGCCCGAGCCCGAAGCCGAGCCCUCAGAGGAGACCCAGCACAGUGUUGGAGAAGUUGUGGACAUGCUCUUCGAGAUCCACUCGGCGCUCAAGAGUCGACACUUGGGGCAGAGAACUGCGGCCUCGGCGCUCGCAGCCAGCAACUUGGUCAGCACUUUGGCCUAUCCGAACCCCGAGCCCAUUCCGAGAGACGAACAGCUCGAGGCGCUCGAGAACACGCGCAAGAUGCUCGAGUGUGCCAUUUGCCAGGAGGUUUUUACCAACGCUACGGAGGCAACAUGUUGUGGCCAGAUCUUUUGCAAAGAUUGCAUCGAGCGGUGGGUAAGUGAACGGGGCUCAUGUCCCAUGUGCCGUGAGGCCAUUGGCUCUUCACUUUUGGCGCGUUCGCGUCUCGCUCAGCGAAUGGCAAACGAGAUGAAUGUCAGUUGCCCCUACUGCUCGGAAGCAAUGAAGAAGGCAAGUUUGGCAGACCACGUGAGUGCAUGUGAUCAAGCGCCAGUGGAACCCCCUCCCCCAGCUGAUGUUGCCUUGCGGCAACUGCUGAUUCGGACUGCCAGACUUAAUAGUUCCUUUUUGGCACGGUUCCUCGUGAGCCCAUCACCCCCGCAGGCGCUCAUGAUGCAAUGUUACAUUCGCACACGCGGAGGCGGCAACUACGAGCUGUACACACAAGACACUGACACCCUUCUGUGCACAGCGGUGCGUCGUCGCCAGUACGACAUGUCGGUGAGCUUCAUCAUCUCGCUCGCCACCAACCUGGACACCACAUCGAACCAGACAAACGAGGAUGGCGCGUACCCGAUGAAUGCGCCUGUGCCGGUUGCACGUCUGGACAAGAACUACAUGGGAUCUCAGUACACAAUGUACGACACAACUGGCGAAGUGUCCGUCGAGCUGGGAGCUGUGCAGUACGCCGCCACUUUCGGCAAAUCUCCUCGUCAGAUGCGAGUUGCAUUGCCACUUGUGGCACCUGUGCAGAGUGCUGACAGUGCGGUGGACGGUGCUCCGUCUUGGGCCGUGCAACCCUGGAGACCCGAGUCCAAGGAGGAUACCAUCUUAUCACAAGUAGAGAACCCGGACACUGCACGUGCGUUGCACCUGAUCAACAAGCCUCCGGUCUGGAUCGAGUCUCUUGAGGCUUAUUGCCUGGAUUUCGGUGGUCGAGUUGCCGCUGCGUCGGUAAAGAACUUCCUCUUGUCACACCCGGACGACAUGGACAAGACGCUGAUGCUCUUUGGACGCACACAAGACCGUCAAGUGUACUCGAUGGACUACGCGCACCCGUUCACCCCGGUGCAGGCCUUCGCCAUUGCUCUGAGCAGCAUGGACUCGCACCUCGUGACCUUCGAUUAGACGCGAGUUGGCCAGGACGUUGGUGACGCCGUGUUCAAGCGUGUAUUAAGUCUCCUGCGUGGAAUGUUUGGCGAUUGACUGCUGUUCUCGCGUGUCACCGACUUGCCCAACUGCCAGCACUUCUGUAACUAGCCCCCCAACCUGUAGAUCCACGACGUCAACGUUAUCGUAGCAAGUUCCAUUUUGGCUUUUACGUGUAAAAUAAUAGCAAUCGUGCUGCAUUUUUUUUUACUUUAA
Molecule: messenger RNA, 2239 nt
Organism: Phytophthora infestans T30-4
Lineage: Eukaryota; Oomycota; Peronosporomycetes; Peronosporales; Peronosporaceae
Exons: 1
Coding region: 197-2002 (601 amino acids)
Source: RefSeq, a predicted model, not a curated record